Anopheles stephensi (Asian malaria mosquito) is the source of this 2536-nucleotide messenger RNA. RefSeq names its product actin-binding Rho-activating protein. Gene Ontology annotation, molecular function: actin binding. Gene Ontology annotation, biological process: positive regulation of Rho protein signal transduction. The transcript is spliced from 4 exons. Lineage: Eukaryota; Metazoa; Arthropoda; Insecta; Diptera; Culicidae. The coding region runs from base 1088 to 1660 and encodes 190 amino acids. The record is from RefSeq and is a predicted model, not a curated record.
UGGGGAAUUUCGCGCUCGCGCACGCGCACACCGGCGGGGACCACUCUCCAUCGGAACGCAACUGCGCCUGGGCUGGCCAACAUUGUCCGCACUGUACAGAAGCUCCGCAGCAUCGGUCGUGUGUGUAGUAGCCACAGUGUGCCGGCAGCAUCAUAUCCCGUGGGUACCGAACGCUGAGUACGGUUAGUUGGCUAGCGAUCAUCGUACGUGCAUGAUUGGAGCGACGGCAGCAGUAGCAGAAGAGAAGGAGCCCACCAACCGACCAACCAAGCGGUGCAGUUGCUCUCCGUGAAAGGAGCCCAGAGCAAGCCACCGAAGCAAACCAUCGAGCGGAGUCAUCGAGAGGGUGUUCGUAGUGGCCCAUGCGAGAGCCCAGGUGAAAAGUGCGUCAGUCAUCGUCGGUUCGCAGUUCGGUGUGGAGUCACAGUAUAAGACCUUCCCACCACAAAGAAAAGCCUUUCCCCGUCGCACGGUUGACCGGUGCGAAAGUGACGUUCCAGUACGUACGACUCGACACGAAGUUAGUCGGGCGGAAGAGUUCACCAGACAAACGUUCAUCACUUCCUCGACGUGUGUGUGCACGGAAGAGAGCGCACCAGUUUUCGAAGCCUAUCGGUCGGGCACGUGCCAAUUGGGAUUAGUCGCGUUGCGUUAGCGUAAGUGGUCGCGCCCGAUAAGCCACACACACACACCGCUCUGUUGUUGGCAAAAGUGUACGAAAACGGACAUCGGCGUUAUCGCGAGUGUGGUGUCCCCGGUUGCUGAGAAACACUUCCGGGCAAGUGUGUACGCGCACCUUGGAUUAGUCAGCGCGUGCGGUACGAGCCGCAGCAUCGUUUCCAUCACGGUAGACAUCAAGGUGGUCGACUUGGCAUCCGCCAGCGAGUCUCGCCGUAGUAGUUGUAGUGACACUGUGGCAGGUGAUUCCAGCGGCGACCGAACCCCAGCAGUCGUCGAUCGGACCAGUGUUGAUCGUGAGGUGUGCGAAAUUGUUGCAGCCGGACAGCAGCCAGCUCAGGACAGCAGCGCACAGCAGGCAGCAGCAGAAGAGGAGGAAGAAGCGCAGGAGCUCAAUCGAAUACACAAGAUGACGGACGUAGCACACGAACUUGGCGCACUUCGGUUGAUUGUGGACUCUCCACUCUCGUCGAAGGUGGCCCUGUUUAACCAGACUGCCCAGAGCCAUCGGGAAUCGCAACUCUCCAAUCCGUUCUCCGAUGCACAGGCGACGCGCGGCAUGGCAAGGCUACAGAUCAGCAAGGAGGAGUAUGGCAAACCGAAAGCGGGCAGCCUUACCGAGUACCGGGGUAAGAAGGCCAACAUCCAGGUGUACCAGGAAAUGCUCGAACUCUGCCAGGUGAUCGACAGUGACGGCAAGCCGGUGUCGAAAAAGAAUCCCGAUAUCAAAAUGAUCUACUUCGGGGAACUGUUCAAUAUAUACACACACAUCAACGAUAAGCUGGUCGGGCUGUUGUUGCGUGCCCGCAAGCAUGACCUCAUCCAGUUCGAGGGCGAAUGUCUGUUCCAGCGUCGCGACGACCACGUGCCGGUGUACCUCACGAAACCGGUCGCCCAGAUCCGGGACAUUCUCGUCGGCAAGCAGACGGAAAUUCGCCGUAGUUUAAGUCCCAACCCGCAGCCUACCAAUAUGUUACCUUAAGGGGGGUUUUAGUAGUAACGAACGUACGUACUUGUAAGGGUUUUUUCGUUUUUCGGAGAAGAUGUCACUUGCUUGCUGAUGGGCCCGGAGCAUGCUUUCCCCCGGUGGUGCACCGUGUGAAUGGGACUGAAUGAAUGGUGUAUGAAUGGUGUCUGAAUGUGUGCACCGAGUGGAGGCAGAUGGCCGGGAAACUAUCUCCCUGGCAGGUGGUCACCACAAUUUGCCACAAUUUGAUCUGUAUAUUUUGGUAGCGUGUGGACGCGCGAGCGCCCCAAUUGAUAUAGCUAGCUAGUUAGGGAUUUACCUGGUAGUCGUGGUUCGCGUGACUGUUUUUUUUUUUGUUCUGUUUUUCGUUCUGUUUCCAAUUACUACUGCUAUUAUUUUGAUCGUGUCGUUUUCGUGUCGAACGCAUUCGUUCGAUUGAUUCCAGGGAUGUAUACCAAAUGUACACUAGAAAUGGUUGCGCAACAAUCUUACGAACCAAAUUAGCAACUAGUAGCGCUAGCAAGUGGAAGCUUACCCAUAGGCAUAAUACACCAUAUAGACACCAGAUUCAGCUCGAUCCUUUGUGUGAUCUUAGUUUUUCGACAGUUUCUAUCGCUAGCCUGAACCACAUUUCUUUCUUUCGCAACAUUAUUCGUUUUGAUUAGCUUCCCAAUCCGCUUGUCAGUAGUGACAGUAUUAAGAUAUAGUGUUUAAGGUUCACACCAAACGCAUCCCCGCUCACACAAUCUCACAAUCGGUGGAGGAGCAGUAGUGCAAUAGAUCGGCUAAUAGUAGUCCUCUUCUCAGCGCCGCAUAUACUCUACGGAUAGGUGGUAUGUUGGCAGAAAACAUUUGCAAGAAAAUAAUAAAGAAAAAAGGGAAACUCAUCGA